Messenger RNA from Rubroshorea leprosula, 699 nucleotides. Lineage: Eukaryota; Viridiplantae; Streptophyta; Magnoliopsida; Malvales; Dipterocarpaceae. The record is from the annotation of a GenBank genome assembly.
CUAUCACAGCAACAAAGGCAGAUUGUGCUCUGCCCCCUGAAAAUGUUGGUCUCGACUAAUGAACUAGAUAGAGGUGCAGAUGAAGAAGAAGACGAGAUUGAUAGCAAACCUAAUAAGGUUUUUCUGUCAGACCAGCUUCGAUACCCUCGCUGUGGAGUUUGCCUCGCUCGAGACUCCUCCGGCAUUGCAGUGAGUCCAUUGGAAUCUUCCGGUUACGAUUCGUCCCCUGGACCGGUGAGCAGCAUAUCACCUGCUCUUCUCUUCUGCUGUUUCAAACUUGUAGUGCUUCUUAGUGUGCGCUGCAAAUUGCUGCCCCAUACGAAGCACAUCAGAGCAUGCAGGUAUAGGACAUCAGUGGAACUCAACAUAACUGAGUUUUCACUUGCACUUGAUGGUCUAAUGUUGGACUCCAAAUUUUGCAAGAUCUUGGACCUGAAAAGAACAUUGCAAGCAAGACCAACCACAUUGAAACACCUAACCUUUCUCUAGGUAGUUGAAAUAUGUUUUAAGGCAUAGGGGAGAUGACCUUCUUCAUGAACUUAAUUGAAUGCACCCCUAACUUACAGAGACUCAAUAUGAGAGUUAAGUGCCACGACAAAAUAAUGUUUUCCACUUUUGUUUUUGGAUAUUUGUCUCACUAUAGCAACCUCUUAAUAUUGUGUUUUACCGUUUAGGCUUGCAUAAACAUGUACUUCGACU